UCCGAUGAGGCUUCUCCGCCUCUACCUCCACCUCCGAUCGCUUUUCAAGAUCCUCCUAGUGAAUUUCCUGAGGGAAGAGACAAAAUAGACCAGGAGACUGCAAACGGUGUUGGCCACUCACUUGUCUUGGGUGUGGUUACCGAGCUGUCUUCAGUGGACGUUGCUAGUCGACCACCAGCCAUCGUGGCGACCGAUUCACCCAGUCCACAUUGCGGUCAAGCCCGAGGGACGUCACGUAGCGAGGCGCACAGCCUCCUUGUCGCUAUCACCAUCGCCUCCUCCACCACCACAACUGCCACAAUCACAGAUGUUCUCUCCACCACCCCCGCCACCUCCACCUCCAGCAAGGAAGUCGUCCACUUCAUUUAG
Protopolystoma xenopodis is the source of this 369-nucleotide messenger RNA. The record is from the annotation of a GenBank genome assembly. Lineage: Eukaryota; Metazoa; Platyhelminthes; Monogenea; Polystomatidea; Polystomatidae.